This is a messenger RNA of Hibiscus syriacus, 850 nucleotides long. Its product is annotated as zinc finger protein 1-like. The record is from RefSeq and is a predicted model, not a curated record. The coding region runs from base 1 to 810 and encodes 269 amino acids. NCBI's taxonomy places the organism in Eukaryota, Viridiplantae, Streptophyta, Magnoliopsida, Malvales, Malvaceae. The transcript has 2 exons. Gene Ontology annotation, biological process: negative regulation of abscisic acid-activated signaling pathway.
AUGGAGCCUCCUAGAUCUUCAGGACCAUCUCUCUCGGAAACUUCCACCGUUAACUCGAUCUCGAACGGCCUCGGCGCCAAGCAACAUGAAGAUGACAACUAUGAUCUUGUAUUGGAUCUGAGUCUUUCCGGCAAAGACGACUCGAACACAGUUCAAGACUCGAAACAAACCGCACUCAAUCUCAUCGACUGUUUCAAGAUCGUCGAUCCGUGUGACGAUCGGGAUUCGCCGGAGACUCUGAAUCAACAAGGUAACGCAACUGAUCAGCCUAGAGUGUUUUCGUGUAACUAUUGCCAAAGGAAGUUUUUUAGCUCACAGGCCUUGGGUGGGCACCAAAAUGCUCAUAAACGAGAAAGGACACUAGCCAAACGAGGGCAUCAAAGAAUCAGUGCCGGUGCGGCGGCAUCCUUCGUGGCGUUUGGUAGAUAUUUGACCAUGGACUCUGAAUCAACAAGAUAUUUGACCAUGGCCUCGCUUCCUUUGCAUGACUCAUUCAAUAAGUCACUUGGGAUUCAACUCCACUCUAUGAUACACAAGCCAACUUUUCUACCAUCACCACAUGUUUAUGGGCACCGCAAAUGGUCUCGACAGCCAAUUCAUCAAACACUGCCGAUCGGACAUCUUUCGAUGGAGACUUUUGCCGCUGCCGGAUCAUCGGUGAGUAACAGUACGGCUUCUAGGUUAGAAAGUAGUGUUCGGAAGUUCGGUCCGUCGACAGAGGGGAGGAGUAGGUAUUGGUGGGAUAGUAGUGUUAACCCUUUCAACACUAAUCAAGAUGAGUUGAAACUCGACUUGUCUUUGAAGCUCUAAGUAGCCUUAGUUUUAAUCAUCUAAUGACAUAAUCUUCUAG